Magallana angulata is the source of this 1896-nucleotide messenger RNA. RefSeq lists its product as uncharacterized. Gene Ontology annotation, biological process: DNA integration. Lineage: Eukaryota; Metazoa; Mollusca; Bivalvia; Ostreida; Ostreidae. The record is from RefSeq and is a predicted model, not a curated record. Gene Ontology annotation, molecular function: nucleic acid binding. The transcript has 2 exons. Bases 1 to 1896 code for a protein of 631 amino acids.
AUGGCUAUUGCUGCAGUCGCUUAUGUGAAACUGGGUUACGGAACAGAACAACGACUUGGAUUCAUUAUGGGAAAAACCAAGCUAGCCCCAAAGCAUGGACACACCAUACCGCGGCCGGAACUCUCAAACCGUGUGGAUAAGAUUCGCAGACUAAGUGAACCUGAAGACUGGCACUACAUUUCCACAAAGUUGAAUCCAGCUGAUGAAGGCACUCGCUCAGUGCAAGUGAAAGACUUGCAGAAUAGCUUAUGGUUAAAUGGACCACCUGUAACGCAUGAAUUGUGGAACAAUGAUCAGGAACCACAACUAUGUGGAGAAGAAUUUGAUGAUGAUUCAGAAGUCAAAUCUUGCAAGAUGGAAGUGCAACCAUGCUGCAAUUUAGGGUCGCAUCGUUUUGAGAAAUUCUCAACCUGGAGUAAACUCACUCAGGCAAUAUUGCUGAUUCAGAAAGUUGUUAGAUGGAACUUACUACACAAACGUAGAAAUGGAGAGGACAAAAAUCCACUUACCUUGAGAGCUGCUGAACUUCUUAUCAUUCACGUCAUUCAACAUGAGGCUUUCCUGGAUGAGAUUAUCGCCUUAAAAUCUGGACAGACUGUGCUUAAAACGAGUCCCAAUUAUGACCUCGACCCUUACCUUGACGACACUGGAUUAUUGAGAAUUGGAGGAAGACUUCGCCGUUCGAACCUGACCACCCAGGAAAAGAAUCCAAUCAUUAUUCCCAAGAAGAGUCACGUUGCAACUCUGCUCAUAGAUCAUUUUCACAAAGAAGUAAAACAUCAGGGUCGUUUGUUCACAGAGGGUGCAAUACGUAGUGCGGGGUAUUGGAUCAUCGGGUGUCGUCGUCAAGUGAACUCUUACUUGCGAAGGUGUGUGAUCUGUAAGAAACUUAGAGGAAAACAGCAGCAACCUAAAAUGGCCGACCUUGCGGAAGUUCGUCUUCAACCUGCCCCACCAUUUUCAUUUGUUGGAGUAGAUGUUUUCGGACCCUGGGGUGUAGUUACUAGAAAUACCAGAGGAGUGAAGGCGCAAGCUAAAAGAUGGGCAGUUAUAUUUACCUGUUUGGUCAUUCGAGCGGUUCAUAUUGAGGUGUUAGAAGAGAUGAGCUCUUCCAGUUUUGUUAACGCAUUACGCCGUUUUGUUGCACUGAGAGGAGAAGUACGGGUGAUAUGCUCAGACUGUGGAACAAACUUUGUUGGAGCUGUGAAGGAACUGAAUGCUAGUGUUAUUGAUGUAAAUGAUAACAUUCACAUUCUCUCUAAUUUCAUGAAGAAAAAGGGAAUUCAGUGGAAGUUCAAUCCCCCACAUGCAUCUCAUAUGGGCGGAUCUUGGGAGCGAUUAAUUGGCGUUGCGAGGAAGAUCUUGAACUCUCUGCUCCUGGAUGCCAAAGUCACACGCCUUAAUCAUGAAGUACUGGUAACUCUAAUGGCUGAGGUAACUUCCAUCAUUAACGCUCGUCCACUGGCUGGAAUCUUCUAUGAUCCUCAGGAACCUUAUCCUCUUUCUCCAGCGACUUUGCUGACCUUGAAGACAACCCAUACUGUGGACUCUUUCAACCUUGAGGAGUUUUCCCAAAAAGAUCUACACAAAAACCAAUGGCGCUGUGUACAGUACCUUUCAAAUUGCUUUUGGAAGAGAUGGCAAAUGGAAUACUUAUCUUCACUUCAACAGAGAAAAAAGUGGCAGAAGGAUGAGAGAAAUCUGACGGAAGGUGACCUUGUCCUCCUUCGGGACAACACUUUGCAUCGAAAUGACUGGCCGAUGGGUAUAAUAGAGAAGACACACCAUAGUGAUGACUCGCGUGUCCGCACCAUUGAAGUUCGCAUGGGCCCAGAGAGGAAGAUCUACAGGCGUCCAGCAACGGAAGUCGUGCUUCUUGUACCAGAAGAACAGUAG